Molecule: messenger RNA, 2484 nt
Organism: Metarhizium album ARSEF 1941
Lineage: Eukaryota; Fungi; Ascomycota; Sordariomycetes; Hypocreales; Clavicipitaceae
Product: pre-mRNA-splicing factor 38B
Exons: 7
Coding region: 1-2484 (827 amino acids)
Source: RefSeq, a predicted model, not a curated record
AUGGCCUCGUCCAUUUCUGAGGCUCAGGCCGAUCUUAUAAGGUUGGGAAGUUCUUUGUCGCCUGACGACAUUCCCAUAAAGCUGCGAUGCGCAAUCUGCAGUCAAUCAAACCUUUUGCCGUCCUGCCCUGUUUGCGAGCACUCGCCUUUGUCGGCAGACGACUGCAAUCCGAAUAAGUCCCUGAGAACCACUAUCAAAGUAUUCCUGCGAACGGCCGAGAAGAAGCGGGAGGCUAGCCGACCGAAAGAGCCCACUGCCGCAGAGACAGCCGAAGAGACGCAGCCUCGGGACAACAAGGAAGACCAUUCCGCUUCUGCAGCACAGCAAAUUAAGCAGCAAAAUGAUAAAUCUCGUGAAGAGGAAGGGAUCAAGCGUGCGGCGGGCGAUGUCGCGCCAGAAGGUGCGCAGCAGAAUGAACAGACGGCUAUUACUUCCAACGGUGAUUCAGCAACGCGGGACGGUUUUGGUGGUGCUGGGAGCAACGUAUCUGCCAAAGGUGGCGACCAUGAGCCGCGAACCGCGAACGAAGCCGAAGAUCAGCCAGAGAACGAGGCCGACGAUGACGAUGAUCAAGUCGGUAAUGACCAAGUAAAUUACGGGUCCGACUCCAUGAGCGGCGGCAUGCCCAACAUGAUGUUCUCAGGCUCGGGUGACUUCAACCAGAUGCAGAUGAUGAUGGCCAUGCAAAAUGGCAUGGGUAACUUCCCAAUGAUAGGCAUGCCGGGAAUUGGUAUGGACCCAAUGACAAUGCAGAACAUGUACAUGAACGGUGGUUUUCAAGGCAUGGGCAUGAACGGCAUGGGAGGCGGGUUCGAUGGAGGAUUUGGACAAGGCUCCAAUAUUAAUAACUGGAACGGUUCGCAGUCGUGGAAUUACGACCAGAGUAAUUACAAUCAAAAUGCUAUUGGCAUGGGCAAUGGUGAUUUUGGGAAUUUUAACUCAGGAUUCCAGACAGGCUACAAUCAAGGUCAUUAUGGUCAAUUCAAUGACUAUCGCCGCAAUAAUUUCGGACGCGGUCGCGGCCGUGGCCGUGGCUACUACGGCGGCUACGGUCGAGGAGGUUACCAGUACAACACCAACACGUCCAACUAUCCGAGCGGACAGUAUUCACAACGUGGCGGUCACGGCUACCCGGGCCAGGGUCUGGUCGAUGCCCAUGGACACAACGAAUCCGGAGGUGCCAAUGUACCGGACAAUGCCUCCAAGCAAGAUAACGCCCAGGGAGAUGACCAAGGAACGCAAGAAGGCGAGAAUGCUGCCAGCGCUCCGCAAGCUCAGACUGGCGAGCCGCCGUCCCGUGACACUCAAGCUGCUCAAACCAGCAGCAACAUGGCCCGCCAGGGCGAGUCAGGAGCUAUUCGUUCCGUCUUAUCAGCUCCAGAUGUGCCUAUCAAUGCUCCAAAGGGUCCCAAAGCCAUGAGACAGGGGCUACCAAAUACUAGUCUACAUCACUUACGGGCCAGAGGGUACCAAGUUGACGACGAACCCCAGCAACCGAGGCCACCCUCUACGUCGCGACCACCGACUGGGCCCGCGGCUGCAUCCCGCGGCCAAAGUGAAUCUCAUGACCGUGAACAGGAUCAAGACGCUGCCGCUCCUGACGGUGGCCACGACAGCGGGGAGCAGCCCAAGGAUUCGGAAAGACAUCAAGGGGAAGCACGAGGAGCCGUAGCAGGAGCGGCAGCCGAAGCCGAAGCCACAAAGGCUCGCACAGGCGCCGGCGCCAACGCUCCGAGCCUGCCAGAAAACACCAAGACGACGACGGCGAACGACGACGACGACGACGACGAUGACCAGCAUCAUCCCAAAGACGGCAAACGUGGUGAAAAGUCCCGAUCCGCGUCACCAGACGACUCUAAGAGGGGCAGUCAUCGCAGCCACAGGGACAGGGACCCUGAGAGCAGGAGGAAUAAGGACAAGGACAAGAAUCGCGACGACGACCGUCAUCGACCCCACCGGGACAGAAACCACGACACUCCACGCCGUCGUGGCCGAGACCGCGACAGAAAGAGAAGGGAUCGCAAAGACAGGGGGCGCCGGAGAGAGAGAGAUGGGGACCGGGACCGCGAUCGCAACAGGGACAGAGAGCGAGACCGAGACCACAGGCACGGCAGCACCAGUAGAAGGGGCUCGACAGACGGUCGGUCGACGCCCAUGGAACAAGCCUCUGCUUCUCGGGGCCCCAAUGCGCGGGGCCACGACAAGGCCGGCCGGGACAAGGCCAGCAAGUCCAGCACCCCCGUCGACGCGCACACGCUUGAGCGUGAGGCCCGCAACCGCGAACGCUUGGUCAAGGAGGCCCAGAGGAUGGCCGGCCUGACCACUGUAGCCGGCUCCAAACGCAGCCGCGACGACGGCGCCGACGAAGGCUCAAGCCGCAAGGGGCGGAGGGCCAGUCGCCGCAACGAGGCCCGCGACGGCGCCGACGAGGAGGAGCGCAUGCGCCGUCUGGAAGCCGAGCGGGAAGGUGGACGCUGGGGCUAG